Molecule: messenger RNA, 354 nt
Organism: Strongylus vulgaris
Lineage: Eukaryota; Metazoa; Nematoda; Chromadorea; Rhabditida; Strongylidae
Source: the annotation of a GenBank genome assembly
AUGUCCUUCAAUCCUGAAAUGGCAAAUGCAAUGCUCCAUAAGCAGACUUUACAUUCAACACCAAGGCUUUCAUUUCAUCUUAAAGCAACAAGUAUAGCAGCUAUUUUGAGGUUCAAUCUAGCGCAUAGUCUUGAGACGGCUUCAUAUGGACUUGUGUUUGGAUUGAAUACAUUUGUAGCUCUUGUACUUCAGUCACUUCUCACAUUAGUUGUAACGUCCUCGUUUGGUCUUGCUCUAAGCAUUAGGCCCCAGUUUGUGGUCUACUCUGGAUAUCAUUUCGUCGUCUCAGUCAUAUUCAUUGUAGCACCUGUGUAUCGAACAUUGCACAAAGUUUUCAUAAUGUGCAAAAAGUGA